Messenger RNA from Epinephelus lanceolatus (giant grouper), 6121 nucleotides. Its product is annotated as CREB-regulated transcription coactivator 2. The record is from RefSeq and is a predicted model, not a curated record. Gene Ontology annotation, molecular function: cAMP response element binding protein binding. Gene Ontology annotation, cellular component: cytoplasm; nucleus. NCBI's taxonomy places the organism in Eukaryota, Metazoa, Chordata, Actinopteri, Perciformes, Serranidae. Gene Ontology annotation, biological process: positive regulation of transcription by RNA polymerase II; protein homotetramerization.
CGCUCGGUGAAGAUGUCUGCGACGGGUACAGGCGGCUGUGGACCCGGACCCGGACCCACCUCGGGCGCCGGGUCCGGGGCUUCCAACCCCCGAAAGUUUAGCGAGAAGAUAGCGCUGCAUACCCAGCGACAAGCCGAGGAGACGGCCGCGUUCCAGGAGGUUAUGAUGGACAUCACCUCGACCAGGCUUCAGGCACAGAAGCUCCGUCUCGCCAGGAGUCAGGGUCCGUACUAUGGUGGCUCGCUACCCAACGUCAACCAGAUCGGCAGGAACCCUCAGGACUUCCAGGGCUCCUUCCCCUCCACUCUGGAGUCCAACCGGUCCACCCGGCAUCACGGUCUGGUGGAGCGCGUUCAGAGAGACCGCCGUUUCAUCUCACCAGUUCGACCAUACCGCAACCGACAAGUGGACAGCUCGCCGUAUAACUCCGCCUACUUGUCCCCACCACCUGACCCCAGCUGGAGAAGGAAUUGGUCCGGAAACUUCCCCGGGGAUAAAAGCCAGUUGUUUCGUCUCCCCACCACUGCACUCAACAGGACAAACUCUGACUCAGCCCUCCACACCAGUGUGAUGAACCCUCCCACAGGAGACCCCUUCACCACAGGAGGACCUACCCUCACCCCCCAGGGCAACAGACGCACAGGUCAGAGUGAUGGAGAGGGCAGAAGAAUGUUUCCGUACCCUGUGCCCCCCAUUGAGGAGAAUAUGUUGGAUGAGGGGAAACUGCUCAAACCCUGGGACACGAAGAAGUUGCCUCUUCUGACGUCCCGACCCAAAUCCUGUGAAGUUCCUGGUAUCAACAUCUUUACGUCCCCGGAGCAGCCGUCCACGCCGGCUCACGGCGUCCCAUCGGCCCUCAACACCGGCGGCUCCCUGCCCGACCUGUCCAGCCUCCACUUCCCCUCCCCGCUGCCAACACCACUUGACCAGGACGAGCCGGGCUACCCAGGAUCCUCGUCUCUGAGCGGGGGGAGCAGCACAGGGAACCUGGCCUCCACCCUCACUCAGCUGGGCAUCAACGCCGCCAACGCACAGGGAGGCAACGGCAACUUCCACCACCACGCACCAGGUCUCCUGGCGUCUCUACAGAGCACGCUCAGUAACCCCUCCCUGCAGUCAUCACUAAGCAACCCCAACAUCCAGUCAUCACUCAGCAGCCACUCCUUCUCCAACUCUUUGAGCUCCGCCUCCCUGCACUCGUCGCUCAGCAACCCCUCGCUGCAGUCGUCCCUCAGCUCCUCGCCGUCUCUUCCCUCCUCCCUCAGCAGCCAGUCGCUGCACUCCUCCCUCAGUAACUCCUCCCUCCAGUCAGCGUCCAGCGGUAACCCCGGCUACAACAGUGGCGUGGGCGGCUCCAGCUCCUGCUCUUCCUCCUACUCGCCACUGCUCAGUGGACAAGGCCAACCGUCGCUCAGCACGUCGCCACGGAGACGGGCACAGCUCUCCCCACUCAUCCUGCCCAUGGGAGGGGAGUCGCGGAGGCAUCACUCAAAACAGUUCUCCCCCACCAUCUCCCCCACCCUGUCCUCUAUCACACAGGGCGUCCCUCUGGACACCAGCAAACUGCCUCUGGACCAGAGGCUCCCUCCGUACCCACUCAGCCAGUCCCACCAGCACCAGCCAGGCUCCCACCAGCCUCUCCCCGGUCUGCAGGGCUCCCAGCCUGGCCAGCAGCCCUCUCAGAUGAGCCAGCACCACCACCAACAGCUGCACCGCCUCCAGCAGCCGCGGCCCAAUGCUCAGCAGCAGCAACAGUCGCAGUCCAUGCAGCAGCUCCACCUGCAGAACCUGCGUAACUCACAUAACCAGCACAUGCAGCAGCAAUUUGGAUCGCAACAGAGGUCGAUGGGGCAGCAGAUGAACACAGCGAACUCUCAGCUGAUAAAGAAUGAAAGGCCGAUGGAUCACUGUGUCCAGAGCUCCUCUCAGUGUCACGUUAAACAGGAAGCAGAGCAGCAGGCGGAGCAGCAGAGAGCCGGCGGUCUCCCUCAGCUCCAACAGAUCAGCCACAACCUGGCUACAGACCUUUACAACGAUGCCUUGUUCAACUCUCUUCUGGACGACCCAUAUCUGAGUCUGCAGCUUUCGGGCAAAUCCAACCAGCAGUUCACAGCAGAGAACCAGGGUGACGGUCUGUCUCUGAACCACAGCGGUCUGAGCUGCAGCAGCACCGACAAGAACCAGUACCCCUCCAACAUGCAGGGGCACCUGGACCUGCAGGAUCCCGGAGACCAGCAGCUCCUCAACAACCAGAACCAGAACUACGGCAGUGGGGACGGACGACACAACGUGCCCAACAUCAUCCUCACUGGCGACUCCCCGCCGGGUUUGUCUAAAGAGAUUGCCAGCGCUCUGUCCCACGUCCCUGGCUUUGAGAUGGAUCCCUUCUCCCUGGACGACCCCCUCAGGAUGGACCCCCUGGCUCUGGACAUGUUGGACGGCGACUUGAUGCUCGCCGACCCGGCUGUGGAGGACUCCUUCCGAUCUGACCGGCUGAAGUGACCCCGCAACCCCCCCGCGCUCCAGGAGCUCGGAGGGAGUCGGUGAAGGAGAGGGCCACCCUGAUGGAGGUGGAGAGACUGGGAUCUGCGCCGCUCCGCCGCCCACUCACCGCUCCCCCCACAAGACAGUCUGCAGAGCGAGGCGUGGAAGUAACUCGGGAACCUGCGGGAGUCUCGGUGAGAAGAGAUUUCUGUCCGGGUCGUGAUGAACUGAAGGAGGGGGGAGUUUUCCGUCGAAGGCACUUAACUGAAAACGCUCUUGCAAUGCUUGAAGUCAAGAAAAAAAAAAACAGAUGCUUCUCUUUUUAGGCAUUAGCUUGUACGAGUCUUAUCUGCAUGUUAAUGAAAAAUGCACUCGCGUAAAUGCAAACACGCAGGAAUAAACCGCUCACGUGACGUCGGCUUUAUGUAAAGAAACCGUCUGUAAAAACCAGCAACGCUUGGAAGAUCUUGAAAAGAAUUUUGCAUCCAGAUACGCGUGGAUCUUCCCCACGGCAGAGCUCUCUGACUGGUCUCUGCUCCACCCGGCAGCCAUGUUCUCGACAGGAAACAAGAUGUGUGAUUGGUUCGGAUGAUUUUACCCCAGAACUCUUUAGGUUAGGAACCAGCCAGAGGCCAAUACAGUUGAUGUUUGGCUUUCUCUGCUUUAUCAGCCACUUUGACAGGAACUCAGCCAUGACCUAGAGCUCUAUAUAUUUUUGAAAUAAUAUGUUUCUUGCUCCGACAGUCACAGAUGUCAGUUUAACAGCCUGAAAGAGGUUGUGAGAUUCUACUUAAACCAAACUGGUCAAAAGAAUUUAUAUUCAGUUAAUUAAAAGCAGGUUAAAGGUUUUGGAUGAAGCCCUCUCAGGAGUGCGUUCAGUGCUUAAAGCCCCUGAUAUGCUGCUUCUUUUCAAGUCAUAUAAUCAUCGUGAUGCCCCUGAUUUGUGUCCAAUUAGAGCAGCUUUAUACCCAUGAAAUUAUCCCGUGAUCACACAGGACGCUGUCCUCAAAACGCUGAAAUUUUUCUUUGUGAGUUGUGAAAUUGACUAAUCUGCUGUUCAGGACGUAAAUCAAAAAAAAACUUUUCGUCACAUGUGGAAUCACAUUUAUAUUCACAAUUAUACUUUUGUAUACUUUCUUCUUUACGACCGUUCAUCUACAGAGAGAUGGUAAAAUAAUCAGCUUAUCGGCUUUAUCAGCAAGUCACAGAAAUCUGGUGACUCCCCUUCUGUUCUUCAGCAAGAAGAGACGUCCAUGAAUGUCUUGUUUGUUUUUGUUUUUGACAUUAACAUCAGUUUUAGUGUGAGAAGACACAGAUAAAACCAAACUCAAUUUGGUUGAAGAGUUUGUCUUCUUUCUGCUACAAGUUGAAAUCUAUUUAUCAGAAUGUGUCUGCAUCAAUAAUUGUUAAUAACUUUGAGCAGAGUCUCAAAAAGAAUCUGAAGUGUCACAAGAUGGAGAAAAAAUAUAUAUCUUUGUUACACGUUUAUUUUUCUGACCAAUUUAUUAUUGUUAAAUUGUAGAUCUCUCUUCAUAUUUUUGUCACAGGGAGACAUUUCUCAAGACAAAAAGGUUGGGAAUCAUCAUCAUUUCCCACCAGGAACCACCAAAACUCACUGCGUUACAUUUGUGUCCGACACUUUAAUUCAGAGCGACUCACACUUGAAGCCUUCAGCACACGAGAAAUGAGAAACAAAAGCGUCCUGUCUGAUCACAGAUAAUCAGUUUGUCUUUUAGUUGCUACAUCACUGCCAGCUACACGAGUGUCACUGUUAAGACUUUAUUUUACUGAGCCGCAGUCUGAAGUCUGAAACACGCUGCUGCGUCUGACAGAAUGCGACACACUGUAUGAACACACCACAUCACAGCGUGUGCAAUAAGAGGGAGUACAUCCUGUUGUUCUCGGAGUCACAUGUUUGGAUGGAUUCCAGUUAAAUCUUCACAGAUGUCUCAAAGAUUCAGAGACAAACACCUUUGGCAGCAUCACGUUUCAGACUUCACUCUCGUCCACAUUCCCUCUAACAGAGAAAACAUUAGUGUCUUGCUAAAGAAGAACGCGCUGACAAUGCAUCAGAUGCACUUGCCUGUAGUCGUGUGUGAAACUUGGCUGCUUUUUUAAUAGAAGAUUAUGCAUUUAAAUGAUGAAACUGAAUGUGAGGGUGAAUGAAAGAAUAGCAGAUGGGAAGCAGGGAUUCUGUACACCUCAGGCAAAGAAACCGAAAUCACACAGAGAUUUCUUUCAGUGACAAAUUUACGAACACGACAAAAUAUUAAUACACAGAUUAGUGUUGAUGUGCAGGAACCCUGAGCUCACAAAUCUGCAUCUUCUUCCCGCUGAAAUGUUCGUAUGACAGCUACAGUCGCCCCUCAGGCUUCAGCUUUAUCGCCCUUUCAGGUCAACUUCUUAAAGGGCAAUUCCACCAAUGUUUAUGUUGAUAUUUUAUAUAUGUUAACAGGCAUUUUCCCACAAAGUACCCCAAAGUGCCAAAAGGUCGUUACUCAAGGGCUGUAACUAUUUCUAUUAUCAAUCAAUCUGCCAAUUAUUUUCCAAAUUAACUGAUUAAUAAUUUAGUCUAAAACUUGUCAGAUGAUGGAGAAAAAUAGUAGUAGUUUUGUUUUUUUGUCCGACCAAAAGUCCAAAUAAAGUUUAAAUGAGUAAAAAGAAAAACAACCAGUUCAUAGCAUCAUUAAACAAAGAAAAACAGAAAAAGUUCACAUUUGAGAAGCUCACAUAGAAGAAUAUUAAGCUUUUUUUUUGUUUGUUUUUGUUUAAAGGGCUGAAAUUAGUCGAUUAUCAUAUUUUUUUCUUGCAGAAAUAUUUGCUAGAGUUUUUCUAUUUGAGCUUCUUAAUCAUGAGAAUUUUCUGAUCAUUGUAACGUAACGAUUUUGGGUUCGGACUGUCGGAGAUGACCAAACGUCGUAGAAAAUUCUUCACAAUUUAUAAACCAAACGUUUAAUCAAUUAGACGGGAGAUUGGUUGAUAAUAAAAACAACCCCUAGCUGCAGUUUUUAUUGCACCUGUAAUCAAACCCAGCAGUGAUGUCACUGUGUCCUGGAGCACACCUGUUCAUCACUGCAGCCAGGUGAGCAGUUAUAUUUUGAAGGGGUGUCACUUCCUGUGCCUUGCUCAGACAUUUGAAAGUAUAAAACAGAAAACAAGAUGUUGAACUUUAAUUUAAAAUCUUCCUCCGAUGAUGUGAUGUGAACUUUAUACCAACUGCGACCCCAAUGCAAUUUUUUGGCGGGAUUGCCCUUUAACCCCAGUCACUGUGAUUGACAGCCUUUAGCCCCGCCCCCCUCUCUACCUGCACUUGCUGCACCUGUGCUUUCAGCCCCGCCCAGGGCCGGAGCAUAGCAACAUAUUUUUAUGUAACAAAAGGUAAAAAAUGAUUAUUAUUAAUAUUAUUCUGACUAUAAAGAAGUUUUAUUUUUUAAUCCAAAGUGGUCUAAAUCUGUAUGUACAUAAUUUCUCAGAUAAUAUCUUUAAAUAAAUAAACACAGUAUAUUUAAGACGAGAAAGAAAAAAAAAAUCAGCUUGUAGAAGUUUGACGCCUGAAAUGAGUUUUUGAACAACAGCUUGUAAAAUUAGCUGCAUGUGUUUGUGUGAGCAUUUAUAGUAAAAACAUGUCGUUAUGAAA